UGAGGCCGUACCAUGGCGACAGAAACUCAAUAGCUUUCAAUGAAUUAAUGAUUGUGACUUUUGUGACAGGUUUUAAAUAGUUCCGGCAACCAUUUAAGGCGCAGUAUCAAAGGUUCACUGUCUGGGGAAAUAUAGCCUAUCUAGCCUAACUAACCCACUCAUGCAAAUGAAUUAUAUCUGGACUAUCGUGACUGGAUAUGAUAGCCUACAACCCAUGUUUGAGUUUUUGCGCAUGAGGCUACAUAAGCUGCUACACAGUGCCUUUGAACGUGCACUCGUUGGCAGGAUGCAGGUAUGGGGAAUGGCCGGGGAAUAUCUAGCAGCUUGUCCGUAGUGGCAGUUUGCCUUGCAGCGCUACUGUGUGCCAACCUGCUGCUCUACUGGUACCUGGAUUCUUUGUAUCCAGGAGUUGUCUCGCAUUCUCCGCAUGGGCACUGCCCACCUCGCCACUUUAAACUGGGCACAAUGCGUGACUGUGAACCCUGGCUGCAGUGUCCAGAGGUACAAAAUGACAUCCGCAGGCUGAAGAUGGUGGGACAAGGAGCAGUGAAGAAGGUGUACCUGUCAGAAUGGAAAGGACAGAAGGUGGCUAUGUGUGUGCUUUCCUCUGAGACCUACCGUGCUGACUUCCUGCAUGGGCUCUCCAUGCUGCGUUCGCUCCAGAGUGCACGUGUGGUGCAGCUUGUGGGGUCCUGCGAAGGUGAUGGUGUCUUCGUCACCGAGUACCACCCCUUGGGCACCCCUCUGGGCCUGGACGACGCCCUGGCGAUCCCGCGGUACCGCAGCAGUGACGCGUGGCAGACCCGUUUGCGCUUGGCGCUGGACUAUGUAGCCUUCCUCAGUUUUCUCCAUGCCAGUCCGGUGGGCACGCGAGUCAUGUGCGACUCCAAUGACCUCAGCAAGACCCUCAGCCAGUUCCUGCUGACCGCAGACUUUCGGCUAGUGGCCAACGACCUUGAUGCGCUGCCAGAGGUGACCCCUAGAGGUCACGGGGUCAAGUGUGGCCCUCGGCAGCUCACAGGGGAUUUUGUGGCCCCCGAACAGUUGUGGCCCCACGGGGAUGAGAAGCCCUUCUCAGACGACCUCAUGCCCGGCUACGACGAGAAAACGGACAUUUGGAAGAUUCCAGAGGUCACAGGCUUCUUGCUAGGGCAUGUCACAGGAAGUGAUGUCAUACACUUCCAUCUGUUCCAGAUCCAUGCUGACUGUAAGAAAUCGGACCCUAAACAGCGCCCCACUGCAAGGGAGGUUUUGAGUGUCUACCGUACUGUUUACGACACCAUGGUGGAGAGCCAGCAACAGGCCCGAGACAUGCUCUAGCAGAGAAUCACAUGUUGGGGAAUCAGCCAUUCAAAAAAUAUUGCUGGGAGAAGAUGUGCGUAGAUGCUGCAAUAAUUGUGAAGUUAAAACUGCUGUAUUCACUCAGUUGUGCAUAAAUAUGACAAGUGAAAAAAAAAGUUUUGUCUUU
This is a messenger RNA of Alosa sapidissima (American shad), 1468 nucleotides long. It is a transcript of the gene pomk, whose product is annotated as protein O-mannose kinase. Lineage: Eukaryota; Metazoa; Chordata; Actinopteri; Clupeiformes; Clupeidae. The transcript is spliced from 3 exons. Gene Ontology annotation, molecular function: ATP binding; protein kinase activity; carbohydrate kinase activity. The record is from RefSeq and is a predicted model, not a curated record. Gene Ontology annotation, cellular component: endoplasmic reticulum membrane. Bases 295 to 1320 code for a protein of 341 amino acids. Gene Ontology annotation, biological process: protein O-linked glycosylation; carbohydrate phosphorylation; protein phosphorylation.